Messenger RNA from Closterium sp. Naga37s-1, 924 nucleotides. The record is from the annotation of a GenBank genome assembly. NCBI's taxonomy places the organism in Eukaryota, Viridiplantae, Streptophyta, Zygnematophyceae, Desmidiales, Closteriaceae.
AUGCCGCUCUCGCCCAUCCCCGUACGGGUAUGCCGGAUUUGGCAGGCGCUGAAGUCGGACUGGCAGGUGUUGGAGGGCAGUGACGGCGAGGGGGGGAAAAGUCAACUCAAAUAUUCUCCUUCUCGUCCCCUCUCCCCACUUUCCCCCCGCCAGUCGGACUGGCAGGUGUUGGAGGGCAGUGACGGCGAGGGGGGGAAGGCGUUCUGUCGCAGCGUGGCAGUGAGUGCGACCAAGAUCCGCCUCAUGCGCUCCGCUGACAUCAGCGCUGGGCGCACAUUGCAGGUGCUGAACCUCAUCGCCUUCCCGCGCCCCGAGUACGACCUGCCAUACUUCUGUGCCGACCUUGUCACCUUCCCCCGGGGGCACCUCAUCGUGCUGGAUCUCAACCCACUGCAUCAAACUGAGGAGCAUUUCAGCAAGUACAUUGCGCCCAUCAUGCCCCUCGCCAACAAGUACAUCGAGCACCUGCCAUGGGGGGGCGAGUUCACAGCGGAGUCGCUUCAGUUCUUCUCCCCGGCUCUCCUCUGGGCCAAGCUGCCCCUUGAUGCUGACGUCACCGCCCACGUGCUGCCCGCCUUUAAGGAGUACCUGCAGGCAUGGCUGCGCAUGGUAGACGCAUGCGAGCCCACGAGUGACCCAGCAGUCAUGGCACACAACAUGGAGUCACAGCACCGCUACAUCUGCUGGCGCUCUGUCAAGGACCCCGGGCGGCCACUUUUAACGCGCCUGUUUGGCUCUGAGAGAUGUGAGGAGUUCAUCGAGGGGUUCCUGUUUGCGGGGUCCCACGAGCUGGGCAGCAAGGCCUUCCUGGACUAUUUCCCCGACUACCGUCAGGAGGAUGGCAGCAUCGCCAAGAAACGAUCCAUGAAGGGCAAGGCGUACAGCAGCAGGCCGUGGGAUGCACAUGGCAAGCUUAUAUUGUGA